Molecule: messenger RNA, 223 nt
Organism: Racocetra fulgida
Lineage: Eukaryota; Fungi; Glomeromycota; Glomeromycetes; Diversisporales; Gigasporaceae
Source: the annotation of a GenBank genome assembly
AUGUUAGAACAGGAAAGUGAUUUAGAACUUGCAGAUAUUAGUUGUACUAGAGAUGAACCACAAGUAGAUCAAAACACAUCUGAAGAUUAUUGCGAAGAAUUGAAUAGACUUGACGAAGAGGAAAAUGCUAUAAAACAAAUGAUUAACAAUAAUAAAGAUGAAAAAGUGGAAAGAUUUAUUAAAAAUGAUGAGUAUAUUGAAAAAAAUAGCUUUAUACUAUUGG